AUGGACAAAUCACAAGAACAUGUAACACACAGACGCCGUUUACAAAGAUCAAAAUCAAUAGACCGAUCUAGAUUUUUAAAUACAAGUAUGGACAAUACUUUGGACAACACAACUAUUUUUGACACAACCAUGAAAAGCUUACCAAAUACAUCAUCUUUAGACGAUAGCACAUAUACAGAAUUAAAAGUGCAAGUGGAAGAACUGAGCUCACAGCUAGUAUUGGCAAACAAAAAUAUAGAAAAUUUGAAUUUACAGAAUAAUACACUAAAAACAGAAAUAAUUAAUGUUAAAAAGCUGUUACAUACAUACAAGAUAUUAAUCCCUGAUAUUGAACUUCAAGAACAUGUCAAGUAUAUGAACACAGCGCCAUCUGUCGAAAUCAACAGCAAGCACGAUAAAGCACCUCAAUAUACAUCUACACAAGAAGAAACCAAACAACGUGACAAUACAAUAGACAAGAAUUUGACAAACUCACAUACAGAGGGCGUUAGGCCGCCUCAAAUAGAUUGUAAAAAGAAAAAUUGUGAUUAUAUAUACAAAAAAUCAAAUAUUAUAAUAAAGAAAACUCAAAAUAAUCAAAAAAUUAUGAUUUUAGGGGAUCAGCAAGCAUUAGGAUUAUCAAAAUUAUUAAGUAAAAAACUAUCUAACAAAAAAUGUUGUAUUACCUCUUUUAUUAAACCUGAUGCGACUUGUCAUGAUGUUCUUAACACAAAUCUUCAUAAUAAUUUUACAAAGGACGAUUAUUUGAUACUGUUAAUUGGUGCAAAUGACAAAAUACCCACAAAUAUAAUUUGUGCAUUGUCUGUGUUUUUGGCUCAAUCGCCUAACACACACAUAUUUCUUAUUCAGACAAUGAUAAACCCAUAUCUCAAUAUAAAUAUGCUUAAUAAUCAAUUAAAGUUAAUUAGUAAAAUAUAUAAAAACUGUAAAUAUAUAGGAUUAUCGGAAAAUAGUCGCUUUAACGCUAAUUACUUACAUGAUAUUUAUUCUAGAAUAAAAUUGGAAAUGGAAGCUAUAAGCUACUAUAAACUUUCUAUAGAAAAAAUUAAAUAUCACAAGAGUAAUAUGUCAAACAUUGAUAAAUUUGAUAUCUUAAGACGGACAAAGGGUACAAUCCCCUACUAUUUCUUAAAAAAUCCAAAUGAACUAAAUAAAAAAAGCAAUAAACAGAAUAAUAAGAGUAUAGAGUAUCAACAAAUAAAAGCACAAAAGGGUACAAUUCCUUAUUAUUUUAACAAAAAGAAUGAUAUAGGUAGUAAUUUGGAAAAGUAUUUAUUUCGACAUGCCACAAAGCUAUAA
Messenger RNA from Diatraea saccharalis (sugarcane borer), 1299 nucleotides. Lineage: Eukaryota; Metazoa; Arthropoda; Insecta; Lepidoptera; Crambidae. The record is from the annotation of a GenBank genome assembly.